Molecule: messenger RNA, 3487 nt
Organism: Panthera uncia (snow leopard)
Lineage: Eukaryota; Metazoa; Chordata; Mammalia; Carnivora; Felidae
Product: CMP-N-acetylneuraminate-beta-galactosamide-alpha-2,3-sialyltransferase 1-like
Exons: 5
Coding region: 912-1334 (140 amino acids)
Molecular function (GO): beta-galactoside (CMP) alpha-2,3-sialyltransferase activity
Source: RefSeq, a predicted model, not a curated record
UACGCUCUGUCUCUCUCUGUCUCAAAAAUAAAAAAAACAUUAAAAAAAAUUAAAAAAAAAAAAGAGGAUGCCUCUGAGGAGAGGCCUCAGGUAAAGAGGAAUAAGGGCAGUUGCUUCAUGUUAAAAGCCUUUGUGGACAAUGUGAUUUGUUUUGGUUUUGUUUUGAAAAAAUAAUUUGCGGGUAUUUACCUUGGUGAUAAUUGUCAAAAAGAAAAUGAAUUCAAUGCUUGAGAGGUUUUAAGAGUAGAAGAGACCAGGGGCACCUGGGUGGCUCAGUCGGUUAAGCACUUGACUUAGGUUCAGGUCAUGAUCUCACUGUUCGUGAAUUUGAGCUCCACGUCGGGCUCUGUGCUGACAGCUCAGAGCCUGGAGCCUGCUUUAGAUUCUGUGUCUCUCUCUCCCUCUGCCCUUCCCCAACUCAUUGUCUCUCUCUCAAAAAUAAAUAAACAUUAAAAAGUUUUAAAAAAGGGUUAAAUAGACCAAGUAUUCAUCUAUCAUGAAUUCGUCAAUAUGAUAAAUUUUCUCUGACCCAGAUGGUUCCAAACGGCCCUUCCUUUCCCUUCUCUGUCUCCUGCUCGUCUACAUCAGACUUGGCACAUAUCCAUUCCCUCCUCACCCUCUUGUUCCCUUGACACUUGACUUCCAAGCCUCCCUUGUCAGCUGGGCUCUGGGCUGAAUGCCAAAGUGAAGAAGGGGGACUUGCCAAUAACCCUUCAUAGUGGAGGUCACAAUGUGGUGUCUGUGAUGAGGUCCCUGUUAUAACUGGGUUGGCGUGAAAGACCUCAAUGGGUAUCAAUCUCCUCUGGGAGACCACAGAACACAGGUGUCACCUCUCCCUUCUUCUCAACCUCCACCCCAGGCCUUAGCAGAUUUCCUUUUAGCAUUUAGCAGGUGGCUGAGGAAGCAAGAGGAUGAACCAGGCCCCUGUCCAAGGCUUUGAGAUGGAUGUGGGGAACAAAACCACCAUGCGCAUUAUGUACCCUGAGAUGGCUAGCGCACAGGAUCCUGGCACCCAACUGCUGCUGCUUCCUCUGAAUUCAUCUGGUCUAAAGUGGUUUAUGGAAGUGCUGCGGGAACAGAGCUUCAGAAGCCCAGUAAACCCUGGAUUUCAGAUAGUCCAGGUCCCCGGUGGAAGUAACAAGAGCAAAGACAAGGUCUUGGUGAUCAGCCUCAACUUUCUCCAGUAUGUCCAGCAUUGUUGGCUGGGGAAACACAGUUGGUUUCCAUCCUUGGGGUUCGUGGGUUUGUUGUAUGCCCUGCACACAUGUGACCAGGCACUGAUGCUAGGAGACCUAACCCCAUUCCAGCUGGCCAAGGAGGAACUUUUCAGCUGAUCCCCACAGCGAAGCCCUGAGACUCACCCAUGCCAGUCCUGUGCUAUGCAACGUGGAACUCGGGGAAUCUGAAGUCUUCACAAUAUGGAGUAUCCACUGAGGAGCACCACCCGUGCUCAGAGGGUGAGGGUGGUGAGCAGUGCCAGCCUGUGAGCCCCAAAGCCUUCCUGACUUCCUUUCCUAUCUCUGCAGAAUGAACCAGGCCCCAGUUUUAGGUCCAGAGAACAACAAAGGCAACAAACAGAAUCUACCUGCACAUAAUGCACUUGAGAAUGCCCAUGACCUGGAGAGAAUAUCCACACACUGCUGGUGUUGUCGCAGCCACCAGAUAUAGGGUGGACUGUAGUGGUCUUGAGCCAAGGUGGAAAAGGGCAUCUUUUACCAGGUGGUGUGAGGGUGGAGGCCCCAGGCCUGGAGCAGACAGCCCUGGCUUUUUGGUGUAAAUGUUGAUCUUGUCGUCACUCUGCAGUGUGUGACUGUAUACUCCCCACCUCCCUAACCUACAACCAGUUUUUCCUUCUCUACUUCAUGCUUUUCUGCCUUCACGCUUCUACUAGUCCCGUGUAGGGAAGCAUAUGAGUCAAGGUAAUUGAAUUGUGCUCUGGUGAUCGUUGCUGUAACAUGCAAACUAUGGAGGCUCACUGAGAGAAUGGGGUGCCGCACCCGGCAGACCCAGGCACUCCCUAGGAACAUUGCCCAGACUCUGACUCAGCUCUUGUCCUCUUCGACUCUCAAGACUUUCUGUUCUGUACCAGCCUCUAGCAAAGGAGACAAGGAGAGGCUGGAACAGAGGAGAAAAGUUUUGUGAAAGGAGGCCUCUGACCUCAGCUCUGACCUUUCCCCCCAGAUUCUAGUGACCAAUGUCACCAUCCUCAAGUGCAUCCAUGAGACCUUGCUGGUCAGAGACAUUUCCCAACCACCAGAUUCGCUGUGGCAUGUGGGGUGGAGAAGGAAAGGAAGGUCUGGCCUGAUGCCUUUAGGCAAGGUUGGGUCCUGCCUAGAAGAUCCACACUCUUCUCUAAGCUAGAGAACCAGAGGUGAAGGACCAAAAAGUAAGGAACCAAGAGAAGUCCUGUUUGUCCUUAAGAACUCCUAGCAUAGGAAAGGCCAGGUGAGGAUUCUGAGCCACAGGGAACCUGAAUAGAGGCAGGGUCCAGGCCAGCAUCUCUGGGGCUCCAGAUACAAUUCUGGGGAGCUCUAAGCUGUAACUUUUUACUAAGUGUCUGUUGCUGAGUCCCAUGCCAUGAAUUUUUAGAACAAAACUUCAGCAGUGGUGAACAGCACCCUGUCUACUGUGUGAUGUGAUGAAACAGAUGGGGCCUGAGCCCUGAGUAAACAGGUUGGGGGAAUGCGGUGCUGCCCUCAAACCCCUGCAUUUUUAACUGGCCUUAGCUCCAUCCUCAGGCUUAGGAAAAGGAAUUCCAGAAGGAAAUCAGUUGAAGGGCCAGAGAAAGGCCAUGCCCUGCUGUUUUAGAGAAGCUGUUCUCUUAGGCUUCAAGGAAGUUGCCAACAGUUAACUCUUAAGUCUGUGAACUGGGUUCAGUCCAGGGUGCCUCCACCAGGGUGAGUCUAUUAGUGACGAAUUCUACCAUAGGCUAUCCUCUUUACUGGCUUGACAUGUGGUUGGACUGCAGAGGACCAGAGUUGGUUCCAGCUGGUGUGUCCAGGAAGGGAUGCCAAGGGCAUUCACCCAGAGCAGAAGGAGAAUGAGGCUCCGUGGAAUGUCUGAACUCUACAGACUGACUUUAGCCAAAGGUCAACUCAGUGUUUUUGAAGCCCCAGAAGUGGUUUUAAGUCAAGAACAUAUGAUAGUUCCUUAUUAUCCAUGAGUUCGAAUCUGGAUCCCAAGGCCCUCCAUAAUCUCCCUCCCUCCCCAUCCAACCUUGGCCCCAGCACACUCUGCCACAGGCCGACCAAUCUCACCAGCAUGCCAACUCCUCCAUCCUUCAAGGGCCAGCUCGUGCCUUCUUGCCUCAGUCCCCAGUCCCCUACGUACUUCUAGUCAGUACACAGUACUGUCUGUGACUCAUUGACGAGUGCUCAUCUGUUCUUGUCCAUUGGACUCCAGCUCCCUGUGGACAGGGGCUUUGACUUGUUGCAUCUGCUAUAAGUCUUCUCUAUCAGAAUGCAGGCAGACAACAAAUUCAUGCCAU